Messenger RNA from Lentinula edodes (shiitake mushroom), 591 nucleotides. RefSeq lists its product as uncharacterized. Bases 1 to 591 code for a protein of 196 amino acids. The transcript is spliced from 6 exons. The record is from RefSeq and is a predicted model, not a curated record. NCBI's taxonomy places the organism in Eukaryota, Fungi, Basidiomycota, Agaricomycetes, Agaricales, Omphalotaceae.
AUGUCAUCCCAGAGAACUCUUACCGAUGCCAUCAAGGAGGACCAUGAAGAGAUGUAUGAAUACUACGACAACUAUAAGAAGGCUGCUGGGGACGCAGACGCACAGGCUCGUUGGGCACGUCAACUUACCUGGGAGAUUGCGCGCCACGCUGUAGGCGAAGAAAUUGUGGUAUACCCGCUCAUGGAGCAACACAUGGGUCACGAAGGAAUCAAGCUUGCAGAUCAGGAUCGUGCAGACCAUCAGAAAGUAAAAGAACAACUCUAUCAACUGGAAUCACUCACAGCUGGAACGACUGAUUAUGAUACUUUGAUGACCCAGAUUAUGGCUCAUCUUCGCCAGCACAAUGACAGCGAAGAAACCCAAGAUCUUCCUCAACUUGAACCGAAACUGGGCCAAGAAGGUAGUCAGCACGCCGCAGCUACCUUUACCAAAACGAAGAAAUUUGCUCCUACCCGUCCCCACCCAUCUGCCCCAAACAAGCCUCCCGCAGAAACCCUUGCGGGAUUUCUCGCCUUGCCAAUCGAUAAACUCAAGGAUAUGUUUUCCAAAUUCCCAACUGAAGAAAUGAAGAAAGCUGCAGAACGAAACUAA